Molecule: messenger RNA, 898 nt
Organism: Chelonus insularis
Lineage: Eukaryota; Metazoa; Arthropoda; Insecta; Hymenoptera; Braconidae
Gene: Prosbeta1
Product: proteasome beta1 subunit
Exons: 5
Coding region: 103-798 (231 amino acids)
Cellular component (GO): proteasome core complex
Molecular function (GO): threonine-type endopeptidase activity
Source: RefSeq, a predicted model, not a curated record
CGUACUAAGUACUUCUUCUAUUUGCAGCCUGUGUAUUCACGGCUUCUACAAUCAGCAAAACAGUAGAAAAUUCAAAGCUUUUGAUUCUGUCAGAGAUUGAAAAUGAAUGUUGUAGAAAAUUUUUUACCAGGAACAAUGAACACCGCCUCUAAUUCCGCAAUUCCAGAUUGGUUACAAGCCGAAGCCAGUACUGGAACUUCAAUUAUGGCUUGCGAAUUUGAUGGGGGUGUUGUUAUUGGAGCAGAUUCUCGUGCUACAACUGGGGCAUACAUCAGUAACAGAACUGCUGACAAGCUUACAAAAAUUACAGACAAUAUUUACUGUUGUCGUUCAGGAUCUGCUGCUGAUACUCAAGCGAUUGCAGACAUUGUUGCUUAUCAUUUAGGUUUUCAUCAAAUGGAACUUGGAACCCAGCCGUUGGUUGAAACUGCGGCGAAUGUUUUUCGUGAAUUAUGUUACAACUAUCGUGAUUCCCUGGUAGCCGGUAUUUUAGUUGCUGGAUGGGAUUCAAAGAAAGGUGGUCAAGUAUACAGUGUUCCAAUUGGAGGUAUGUGUGUAAGACAACCAAUUUCAAUCGGUGGAUCAGGAUCUACGUAUGUUUAUGGAUAUGUCGAUGCACAUUACAAACCUGGCAUGACAAAAGAUGAAACUGUUGAAUUAAUAACAAAUACUUUGGCAUUGGCAAUGAGUCGAGAUGGAAGCAGUGGUGGUGUUAUACGUCUUGGAGUGAUAACAUCCAAAGGCAUUGAACGUAAAGUGAUUUUGAGCGAAGAUUUGCCUAAAUUUUAUGAAGGUUAAUUAUUUUAAGACUAUAAAAACUGAUUCAAUCUUGAUAAUUAUUACAAAUUUAUUACGGUUCGAUUGAAAUACUUGGAGAAUAAAAGAUGAAAAAAAAAAA